AUUCAUUCAGAUGGUUUGAUACGUUUAACAGUAUAUUAAGUGUUUUGUAAUUUCUUGUAAUUUUUGUACCUGUUUUACUUAUUUUCACCUUGUAUUUAAUUUGCAAAUUCAAUCUCUAAAUACAUAAUUUACAAUAAUGAAGCAAUUGUUAUUAGUGUUUGUAUUUUUGGCGAUUAUAUUAAGGAGCGAAUCAGCUAGAAUUUUGGCUGUCUUAGUGCUACCAUCAAGAAGCCACCAGAGAAUAUUUCAUACUUUAACGACAGAGUUAGUGGAUCGAGGGCAUCAACUAGUUGUCAUCACACCUAAUCCUAUGUUCCAAAAAGGGGAAGCACCGAAAAAUUUGACAGAAAUCGGUGCAAUAAACAAAUUGGAUAAAGUAUGGACCAAGAUGCCAGUCCCUGCAGGUAUAUCCGGAGAAACUGAUAGAAAGUUUGCCGCAAAAAGCGCAAUAGAGAAAUUAAGCAACUUAUUUUACGAAUGUUUGGGAACAGAAGAUGUGAGAAAAAUUAUCGAAGACAGCAACAUUAAGUUCGAUUUGCUAAUCUUGGAGGGAUGGUUCCGACCGAGUAUCGCGUUUUUCUACAAAUUCAAUGUGCCAGUUAUAAGAUUCAAUUCUUUUAAUUCAGUUUUCUCAGAGUAUAAAGAUAUUGGAGUGGUUUCACAUCCUAUAUUGUAUCCUGGGGCGUUUAGCACCAAAUUGACUGGUUAUUCGUUUUCGGAGACCAUAAAAGAGUUGUAUGAUAGUUACUUUUUUACCAAUUUAUACAAGAAUCAGGAUAAAGACAAUGAUAUUCGUUUGAAACAAUACUUUGGUCCCGGUAUUCCCAGUUUGAGUGAGUUGAACGAGAAUGUAAACAUUCUCAUGGUGAACAUGCAUAGUAUUUGGGAAAUGAAUGUGCCGACCCCACCCAGUGUGGUGCAUGUUAGUGGUAUACAUUUAAAAGCUAAAAAGGAACUGCCUAAGGAUUUUAAGAGUUAUCUUGAUGAUCUGCCAAAUGAUGUGAUAUACAUAAGUUUCGGCUCCAUCUCGGAGACAGCGUGGAUAUCUGCAGAACAGUUGCAAAUGAUGGUCAACGUGCUGUCCAGACUGCCCUACCAGGUGAUCUGGAAGUGGAAUGAAGACGGGCUGCCUGGACGCAGUGGGAACAUCAUGAUAUCAAAGUGGUUACCGCAGGAGGCUUUGUUGAAGCAUCCGAAGGUCAAGCUGUUCAUAACUCAAGGCGGUUUCCAAUCAACGCAAGAAGCUAUAGUUGCUGGUGUACCAUUGCUUGGGAUGCCGCAUAGAGUAGACCAAUUCGUUAACGUCGAGAAUUACAUCCGAUUAAAAAUAGGCCGGAGAUUGGAUAUGAAGAUGUUAACAGAAGAACGAUUUGAAGACUCUAUUAAUACUCUGAUAAAAGACAAAAGCUACCGCCAAAAUAUUCUGCAAUUAAGCUUACUGCUGCACGACGAGCGCCUGCCGCCGCUGGCGCGCGCCGUGUGGUGGACGGAGCACGUGCUGCGGCACGCGGGCGCGCCGUAUCUGCGCGCGCCCGCCGCCAACAUGCACUGGGCGCGCUACUACCAGCUGGACCUGAUCGUGCUCCUCGCCGCGGUUGCGCUCCUCGCCUGCUUCGCUGUUUACAAAGGCGCUAAGAUUCUUCUCAGGCUCGUUUGGAGAAUAUGUGUAAAAUAAAUUUGUUACAAUAAAUUAUAAUAAUUGAAAAAUAGCGAAAUUUUGAAUAAAGAAAUGGUUUAUUUUGGAAAAAAUGUAAGGUCCUUGCAAUCUAAAUACAUAUACAUAGUAUUUUAAAACUCCGCCUUAAGUACCUAUUAUUAUUAUUAUUUUUGUAAUGGUAUAAAUGGAGAAUAAAUAAAUAAAUAAAUGUUUAA
This is a messenger RNA of Galleria mellonella (greater wax moth), 1872 nucleotides long. Its product is annotated as UDP-glycosyltransferase UGT5-like. The transcript has 4 exons. The record is from RefSeq and is a predicted model, not a curated record. Bases 137 to 1675 code for a protein of 512 amino acids. Gene Ontology annotation, molecular function: UDP-glycosyltransferase activity. NCBI's taxonomy places the organism in Eukaryota, Metazoa, Arthropoda, Insecta, Lepidoptera, Pyralidae.